This is a messenger RNA of Miniopterus natalensis, 1617 nucleotides long. NCBI's taxonomy places the organism in Eukaryota, Metazoa, Chordata, Mammalia, Chiroptera, Miniopteridae. The record is from RefSeq and is a predicted model, not a curated record.
AUGUUGUCCAGAAGGGCAGAGGAGGAAGACGAUGAAGGGGCAUCAUCCAACCAGAAGUGGGUCCUGGCUCCCAAAUCCCAAGACACCGACGUGACUCUCAUCCUCAACAAGCUGCUGAGAGAAUACGACAAAAAGCUGAGGCCAGACAUUGGGGUGAAACCGACCAUAAUCGAUGUUGACAUCUAUGUUAACAGCAUUGGUCCUGUGUCAUCAAUAAACAUGGAAUACCAAAUUGAUAUAUUUUUUGCCCAGACCUGGACGGACAGUCGCCUCCGGUUCAACAGCACAAUGAAGAUCCUGACGCUGAACAGCAACAUGGUGGGGCUCAUCUGGAUCCCCGACACCAUCUUCCGCAACUCCAAGACGGCCGAGGCGCACUGGAUCACCACGCCCAACCAGCUGCUGCGCAUCUGGAACGACGGCAAGAUCCUCUACACGCUCAGGCUCACCAUCAAUGCCGAGUGCCAGCUGCAGCUGCACCACUUCCCCAUGGACGAGCACUCCUGCCCGCUGAUCUUCUCCAGCUAUGGCUACCCCAAGGAGGAGAUGAUUUACAGAUGGAGGAAAAACUCAGUGGAGACGGCCAAUCAGAAGUCCUGGCGGCUUUAUCAGUUUGACUUUAUGGGCCUCAGAAACACCACCGAGAUCGUGACGACGUCUGCAGGUGACUACGUCGUCAUGACCAUCUACUUUGAACUGAGCAGAAGGAUGGGGUACUUCACCAUCCAGACGUACAUCCCCUGCAUCCUGACUGUGGUUUUAUCCUGGGUGUCAUUCUGGAUCAAGAAAGACGCGACACCAGCAAGAACAGCAUUAGGCAUCACCACAGUGCUGACCAUGACCACGCUCAGCACCAUAGCCAGGAACUCCUUGCCCCGCGUGUCCUACGUGACCGCCAUGGACCUCUUCGUGACCGUGUGCUUCCUGUUUGUCUUCGCGGCUCUGAUGGAGUACGCCACCCUCAACUACUACUCGAGUUGUAGAAAACCACCCACCACUAAGAAGAAAACAUCGUUACUGCAUCCAGACUCCUCGAGGUGGAUUCACGAGCGAAUAACCCUGCAGGCCCCCUCUAACUACUCCCUCCUCGACAUGCGGCCUCCGCCCCCCACGAUGAUCACCUUCAACAACUCCUUGUACUGGCACGAGUUCGAAGACACCUGUGUCUACGAGUGUCUCGACGGCAAGGACUGCCAGAGCUUCUUCUGCUGCUACGAAGAGUGCAGGUCCGGGUCCUGGAGGAGAGGGCGCAUCCACAUAGACGUCUCGGAGCUGGACUCGUACUCCCGGGUCCUCUUUCCCACGUCCUUCCUGCUCUUCAACCUGGUCUACUGGGUCGGGUACCUGUAUCUCUGAGCGCCGCCCGCGGCGAUGAGGGACGCGUGCUCGGUCCCCCCUUCACCUGUCCCCUCCCCAGACCCGUAGUGACCCGUCGGAGCAGGGAGGGCGCUGCUCAGCGUCUCUGAACUUGCGCAGCACCCCUGAGCAGCGUGGAGAGUGCGGCGAAUGUUCUACCGCGUGUCCCACCCCCACGUGCGCGCACACCCACAGCUAAGUGAGUUUCAAAGCGACAUCCCUGCGAAUCCCUUCCUGAACCUGUAGCUUGGCGAAGGUCAC